Symbiodinium necroappetens is the source of this 1494-nucleotide messenger RNA. The record is from the annotation of a GenBank genome assembly. NCBI's taxonomy places the organism in Eukaryota, Dinophyceae, Suessiales, Symbiodiniaceae.
AUGGCAGUUGAAAUCACUGUGGCGCUCCUCAGCGGUCAGGCCAUGUCUCUCAAUUGUUCACCAGAGACUCCAUUGCGGGAUGUGAAGAUGGCUGCCCGCGACCAUUUUCAGAUAGGUUUCUGCAGGCUUGUAUCAGCUAGUGGCGGGGUGCUGGACCCAAGGAGCACAGUGCUGGACCUAGGUGAGGACACGCACAUCACUGCCGUUCUAACCUCAGUGACAGUGCAUUCCUGGCCAUGUGGGCCCAACUUCUUUGCGAUUUCAAGCUCUGGCUUCGUCGUGCCUUGGGGAUCGUAUCCAACACCACCUGAGGUUCUGCAAGACAUACGAUGCAUCCAACAGACGGGCAUGGGCUAUGCCUAUGCUGCCAUCCGACACGAUGGCUCCGUCGUAUGCUGGGGUGACUCUGAAAGAGGCGGCGACUGCAGCGAAGUGCAAGGCGAACUGACAGAGGUUGUAGCUAUUCAACCAAGUACAUGUGCGUUUGCUGCGAUCCGGGCAAAUGGCACCGUGGUUUGCUGGGGUGACCCUGAACACGGAGGUGAUAGCAGUGAAGUGCAGAGCCAACUCACGGGGGUUGUAAGUGUUCAGGCAACAAGUGGUGCUUUCGCCGCCGUCCGGGCAGAUGGGGCAGUUGUCACUUGGGGGAACCCAGACGAAGGCGGUGAUAGCACCGCUGUGCAAGAACAGUUAAAGCAAGUGGUGCAGAUUCAGUCAAGCGUCAUGGGUUUUGCAGCCAUCCGCGCCGACGGCCAAGUGAUUGCUUGGGGCAGCCCAGGGGAUCACCUUGAUGAACCCGAGGUGCAACGCAAACUGCGGAAUGUAACACAGAUCCAAGCGACCGCGCUCGCUUUUGCAGCUGUUCGUGCUGAUGGUUCUGUGGCCACCUGGGGCCUUUCUAUGGAGGGGGACAGCAGCCAGGUACAGCAACAGUUGCAAGAUGUGCAGAACAUCCAGGCAAAUGGAAGUGCUUUUGCUGCCAUCCGAGGCAACGGCACCGUUGUUGCUUGGGGGGAUGCGCGAUCGGGUGGUGAUAGCAGCACGGUGAAUCAACAAUUGGGAGACCAAGAGGCUCUAGAUGACAGCGAUCGUGCAAGCAUGCAGCAUCAGCUGCCGAGGCUGGUGCAAGUUCAGGCCACGGACCGUGCAUUUGCUGCUAUUCGUCUUGAUGGCCGAGUGGUUGCUUGGGGUGAUCCUGCCCAUGGUGGCGACACGAGCCAAGUCCAACAACACCUGUUCAAUAUCCAGCAGGUUCAGGCCACUUCCGGUGCGUUCGCUGCAAUCCGAAGCGAUGGUCCGGUCUUCGUCUGGGGUGAUCCGGUGAGAGGUGGGGACAGCAGCCAGGUGCAAGACCAACUGACGCAAGUUCAGUACAUUCAGGCCAAUAAUUCCGCAUUUGUGGCAGUGAGGAAGAAUGGAACCUUGGUCACCUGGGGAGACCCAGAAUCUGGUGGCGACAGUAGCCAAGUUCAAGAGCUGUUCGAGCUGCUUUGA